GGUUAGCGGUUAGUGGCUAGUGCCCACUAUAAAUUUUGAAUCCAGAAAAGGACACCAACACGUGAUAUCAAACAUCUCCCCUUUGUUUGUUUCUUUCCCCCUUCAACUCCAUCCGGGAACAUACAUACAAACUCAAUCAUUAAGUAGGACAAACGCCAAUUGACGGUACCACGCAUGACGAUGAUGGAAUGCCAAUAACAUACAGCUACAAUACUUUAUUUUAUUCAUUUGGUCCUCAUAAUUAGGGCUCUUCCCGUUUCCUGUGUUCGCUUCUAAGUCUAUUUAGAAAGUAGAGUCCGACAAACGGAAAGGGGGUGUUAAUCAACACCAAGGAAGGAUAUUGAUAGCAACCAGACACAUACAGACACACACUCAAAAUGCCGGGCUCCAUUCAACAAGACGGCACUGCGCCGGACUCCUUCAUCAGCGCCGACGACGGACGUCGAUACUGGGCCGGCAUUGAUGCCGAUGUCAACGGCAUGCUAGGCGGAUUUCCUAGUGUGUCGCGCGUGGAUCUCAGAGGCUCUAGGAGCUUCCUUGCGAAACUUGGGUUAGGCCGUGUGAGGGGAGAGAAAUCUGUACGGAGGGCACUGGAGGGCGGUGCUGGAAUCGGCCGCAUAACACAAGGCCUACUCGUCGAAAUAGCCGAAGUAGUAGAUAUCGUCGAGCCGAUCGCCAAAUUCACUUCCGCGCUUGAGGGCCAAGAAGGCGUGGGCCGGAUCUACAAUGUCGGGCUUGAGGAAUGGAGACCCUCGGAUGAGUCUUCACCCGUUGAGUAUGACCUCAUUUGGAACCAGUGGUGUCUGGGCCAUUUAACAGACCGCCAGCUCGAGGAGUACUUGAGGCGGUGCGCGGAUGUGUUGAGUGAGGAUGAGGAUGGGAAGACUAGGGGUGUUAUUGUGGUCAAGGAGAAUAUGAGUACCAUGGGACAGGAUUUGUUUGAUGAGGAGGAUAGUAGUGUUACAAGGAUGGAUGAAUCGUUUAGGAAGAUUUUUGACGAAGCGGGAUUGCGCAUUGUCAAGACGGAGCUGCAGCAUGGAUUUCCCAGCGAGCUAUACCCCGUACGCAUGUACGCGCUCAAGCCGAAAGAUAGUUAGAUAAUGCUUCAUUCAAAAACGAAUAUAAAUGAUUGAUACCCUCACUUUCCAUUGACUCUAGCGAUACUGGUUCUAUUCAUGUUAUUUUGAAUUGUCUCCAUC
Molecule: messenger RNA, 1199 nt
Organism: Hypoxylon trugodes
Lineage: Eukaryota; Fungi; Ascomycota; Sordariomycetes; Xylariales; Hypoxylaceae
Product: alpha-N-methyltransferase NTM1
Exons: 3
Coding region: 378-1097 (239 amino acids)
Biological process (GO): N-terminal protein amino acid methylation
Cellular component (GO): cytoplasm
Molecular function (GO): N-terminal protein N-methyltransferase activity
Source: RefSeq, a predicted model, not a curated record